Molecule: messenger RNA, 1473 nt
Organism: Telopea speciosissima
Lineage: Eukaryota; Viridiplantae; Streptophyta; Magnoliopsida; Proteales; Proteaceae
Product: zinc finger BED domain-containing protein RICESLEEPER 2-like
Exons: 3
Coding region: 1-1473 (490 amino acids)
Molecular function (GO): DNA binding
Source: RefSeq, a predicted model, not a curated record
AUGACUUUGGGUGUUAAUGAUAGAAAAUCAAUGUUAAGAGAUAAAAAGGUUGACCAAGACUGGGUGCGUGAUAAGGUCACGAAGCUUAUUGUGAGACAUGAGUUACCUUUAAUCUUUGUUGAGUAUGAGGAGUUCAGGGAAUUAAUCACAUACCUUUUUCUUGACUACACCCAUAUUACCCGAAACACACAAAUGGCGGAGAUUUUGAAAUUUUAUAAUUUGGAGUCCAGUAGAAUCCAUAAUCUACUUAAGUCAUUUAAUGGGAAGAUUGCUUUGGCAAGUGAUCUAUGGACAUCCAUCACCAAUGAUGGAUACAUAUCUUUGACUGGCCAUUAUAUUGAUAAGGAUUGGGUGUUGCAUAAGAAGUCAUUGAAGUUUUGCAUCAUGCCACCUCCACAUACUAGCAUCCAUAUUUGUGAAAUGGUUUCAAAGAUCUUGUCUGAGUGGGGUAUUGAUCGAAAAUUGUUUUCAAUUACUUUGGAUAAUGUUACUUCUAAUUUCAGUUUUGUUGAGUUGUUGAAGAAAAAUCUAAAUUUGAAGAAUGCUCUUUUAUGUAAAGGAGAAUUCUUUAAUAAUAGGUGUUGUGCUCAUAUUCUCAAUCUCAUUGUACAAGAUGGACUAAAGCACAUAGACGAGUCGGUGGCAUUGAUUCGAUCUAGUAUAGCCUAUGUGAAAGGAUCACAAGCAAGGAAAGUGAAAUUCUUGGAUAUUUGUAAGCAAUUGUCAUUAGCAAGUAGUAAGGGGUUGCAUGGAGAUAUCACCACAAGGUGGAACUCAACUUAUAUCAUGCUUGAUUCUGCUUUAUUUUAUCGGAAAGCAUUUGAGAACCUUGGACUAGUGGAGGACAGUUAUAAAACUUGUCCAAGUUCUGAUCAAUGGUUAAAGAUUGAGAAAUUAAUGGAUUUUUUGCAUCCCUUCUAUGAAAUCACUGUUUUGCUUUCAGGUUCCAAGUAUCCUACAUCAAAUUUGUAUUUUGAAAAUGUUUGGGAGAUUCACAAAAGUUUGUUAGAAGAGGUAUCACAUGGGCUUAGUUUUAUGAGGCCAAUGGCAGUUGAAAUGAAAAAGAAAUUUGACAAAUAUUGGAAGAACUAUAGUCCAAUUUUAGCCAUUGCCUUGGUGUUCGAUCCUCGUUACAAGCUUAGUUUUGUGACUUGGGCAUUUGCUAAGCUUGCUCCUUUGGACCCAACUGGAAUUGAUAUGGGAAACAAUGUGAAAUCUGCUUUGUAUCAACUUUUUAAUGAAUACAAGAGUAUGAAAGCAAGUGAUUAUGAGAUUCCAGUACUGUUCACUCAUCCUGGGAAAUCUAGAACCAGAACUGAAUUUAUGCAAUCUGUGAUUGAUGAGACAGAUAAUGGAACUAAAUCUCAGCUAGAUGUGUAUCUAGAUGAACCCAACAUUCCAUUCAGUGAUGGUGAUGGUGAGUAUGAUGUGUUGUCUUUUUGGAAGGCGAAUGGGUCAAGAUUUCAGAUGUAA